AUGGCCGGCCUUUUUCAGUUGGGCGACAUCAUCCAGAUCAGUAGGGCUGCUUGGGAACUGUACAAGUUCGGCUGGGAUGACAAUCUGAACGCCGCGACCCAAUUCGGACGAUUCGGUCAGGAUGUGAAAGGGCUCGCUGAGAGCCUCGAUGGCCUCCGUCGCAUGAUAACCAGUGCUUACGAACAGGUGCGUGGUAGCCUAGGCUCUCACCGGGCUCCGCGCUGGAACUUCGCCUCGUUGAACGAGAUCAUCGGCGACUACCAACGCACCAUUCAUGAAUGUCGAAGGCUCGUCGAGUCGAACCGUCAGUAUGGACAAGCGGUCGGUCCAUGGCGUAAUAUCGAGUGGAACAUCUUGAUCCAACCCCAGGCGGCGGCGCUCCAGCAGCGAAUUCUGCACCACAAUUCCAAGAUCCUCAUCAUUAUUAAGCCCCUGGAGAUUGACCUGCUGAGUCAAAUCAUCUCCAGGCUGGACGACGUCCAUGGUCAGGUCCAACGAGUCAUCGGCAUCCUGACUUCAGACAUUCCGCAAGCUGUUCGGCAACAGGAGCAGCAACUCUCCCACACGCUCGACUGUCCUCCAGACAUUGCGGCCAGAUUCCAAAGCGCCGCUGGAUUGGGACCCGCCACUCAACGGAGCGAUCCGAGUCGACCCCUGUCAGACCUCACCGAAGCAUUUCUUCUGCACCUCAGACAGUCGACCAUCAACUUUCUACCAGAGGCGACGUUGGAAGCUCGAAUCGCCCCGGGAAAAGAAUACAUCAAUCUCUUGAAAUGUGUUUGGCUCAUGGCCCAGAUUGAACAACAUCCGGAUCUCCUUUCAGCAAACGACGAUUCACAUUGGCCCUCGUACGUCAAGGGAUUGAAAGCUGAACUCUCCCGAGAGUGCUGGAGGUUCGAUGCGAGGAGUCCCGAACAGGUCCUUCCCCCGGACCUAAGGUCACUAAACAACAUUGACUUCUCUAUCUGGCCUGUAAAGGCGCCAGAGCCAAUUCUUCCCCCAAUCGUCCAGCUCCCUGCGGCGAUGAUGGACGAGCUUCUCAAUGUAACAAUGGCAUCUCCUAGACCGUCGCUCGUCCACCACUUUCGUCUUCUUCGCGGCGUCAAUGGUAAAAUGAGUGCCGUGAUUUCAGCGGUUGACUACGAGAACGAAGAGGAGAGGAGAGACAGUCGGACGUUGGAUUUCAACAUUGAGAGUGCCGGACUUAUUCCUUUAUACGCCGUCUCGUUUGACCAAGGACCCCUCAGCGUCAUCUUGAAGACGGAGUCAGUCAUGGCAGAGUUGGCCUUCAGACACGUGGACGAGCUCUUGCGAUUUCAGCGAGCUCUGACGGGAUAUAAAGUCUAUCAAGACUAUACACAGCCAAGCGUAGUGCUAGAGCUAAUCAUGUCAGAUCGCAAAGAGCCUGGAGUCCACACCGCUCAUGUUCAAUUGUGGAUUGCAAAGGAACUGGAUGGCCGAGUUAGCACUGGACCAGGAUCUGACAGCGAGCUCGAUUCUAGUUCACGCCGAGCAUCGAUUGUCUCAACGCGAUGCUCUCCGACCAUCCCCUCUCCUGGCGGCGAAAGUAACUUCAAUGUUCGGUCGAUGCCUCCGAAUGCUGACCCGCUAAUCAACCGACUCAGCCACUUCAACAUAGGACACCGGCAGGCCUGGCACAACGGGGUUCCUUCAUGCAAUGGUGUAUCCCCAGGACGUGGUCUUCCGCGACCAUUCCCAAACCACGCCCCUCUCUCACCCCAGCGCGUCAAUAGAGCCGUUUCCAUGGCAUCAAUCCAGACCGCGACCUCGGCCUCGAUGACGAGGGAGUCACACUCGAUAUUCUCCACCCAGUCGAAAGACUCACGAUCCACCAGCACAAAGUCACGCAAGCUUGCCAGCCCAGACUUAGGCACAGGCCGCGGAUACGUCUAUCAGAAACCCAUGGAGCCAUUGUUGGUGUUGCUGCUGAAAUCGACGACCGACCCAACGGCCCAAGUCGGACUCGCAAACAGCACCAAGAACGCUCCGCAGCCCUUUAGCGUGGUCAUCAUCCAACUGGACGAAAACACGGCUCCCAACUACGAGCGCUGCAGCUGCCAAAACCACCCAAGCCACCCCUACCAAUGCGACGUAACGGCCCUGGAACGGGACAAGGGCAAACAAGACCUUUCCGCCCGUAUCAUUGAAGCGGACGAGCUCGAAGCCUGGGACCUCAUGCGCCUCCGUCCUUCAAAUCGCCAGGGUCAACUUUCGGCCGACGCUUCCGCCGCGGCGGCUUUCUUCGCCAAACAGCCCAAACCACUGCCGAAAUUACGACGAGUCACGCUGACAUUCCCGGACGUGCAGUCUCGGUACCGACUGAGUGGGCGGCCGUGCAGCUGUAACAAGACCAGAACCACGGCCGAACUGAAGGCCUGUUUGGAAGCAGGGCACCAGGGGUUGCUAGGUCGGGUACGACAGUACCAUAAGAAAGAACUGGACCGGUUCGAAGAGGCCCAGAGGAAGAAGCAGGACGUGGUAAUGGGGCCGAUGGCGAGUGUGUGA
Messenger RNA from Cladophialophora yegresii CBS 114405, 2526 nucleotides. RefSeq lists its product as uncharacterized. The transcript has 6 exons. The coding region runs from base 1 to 2526 and encodes 841 amino acids. The record is from RefSeq and is a predicted model, not a curated record. Lineage: Eukaryota; Fungi; Ascomycota; Eurotiomycetes; Chaetothyriales; Herpotrichiellaceae.